Cuscuta campestris is the source of this 1439-nucleotide messenger RNA. The record is from the annotation of a GenBank genome assembly. NCBI's taxonomy places the organism in Eukaryota, Viridiplantae, Streptophyta, Magnoliopsida, Solanales, Convolvulaceae.
AGAUAAAAGAAAUGUCUAAAAACAAUUUUUGAUAGACGUCUAUCAAUCGGGUUUGCCCGUUGAGAGUCAAAAUACACAAUUACCCACCCAACCCUCAUUUUAUCUUCCACUCAUUGAGAGGUGUUCUCAGCACAGAGAGAUGGCAAUGGCGGAGGAGGUGGAGGAGAAGGAGAAUGCAUUCUCGGAGCUCUCGGACGACAUCGUUUUGAACAUCUUCCACAAGCUCGACGGCGACCCUCGCCAUUGGGCCCGCCUCUCCUGCGUCUCCACCAAGUUCUCCUCUCUCAUCCGCAACCUCUGCUGCGAAUCCAAGUGCUCGCAGACGAUUCCCUCCGUCGUCGCCGAUCUCGUCUCAGAUGCCUCCGCCGCGGCUCCUCCGUGCGGCUGGCCUUCUCUCUACAAGCUGGCCUUCUGCUGCCCUGGCCUCCUUCACUCCGGCGUGCUCUUGGAGAGUUCCGAUUUCGGCCUCGAGCGCGAGCUCGGCCCGGAUGAGGAUUUCCGAGCUGUCGCCUCCGUCUCCGAGGAGGAUCCUCCUCCUCAUCCUCCUCUCGUCAAGAGCGCGGUUGAUGGCGGCUCCCAACAACCUGAUUGCGGCUGGUCAUUGUUUGACGAUCUGAUGUUUGAUACGCUCUGCGAUGCUUCCGAAUCGUCCCGAUCCGGAGAGGAUCCUCCGUCUGAAGCGGCGGCGGGAGAUUCAGCCGGAAUUCUCAGAUCUAAGAGGAGAAGAACCGUCAGAUCUCGUUGUUCUCACAUGGCGUCCGGCGCGUGGAAUUUGAGCCGCGAGCAAGGGAUUAAGCUCCUCGCGAGUAGAUUCAGAGAGGAUCGCCUCUACAUUUCCGAAUGGCCGGGCUGCCUCCACGUCGAGGAGAAGAGGAACUACAUGCUUUUCAGAGGAAUCUUCAAGAACUUCAAGCAGUCUAGGGUUUGGAGGACGAUCAACGACGGGAACAGGAAACAAACAGAUCUCAACUGUGCAUUCUGCACUGCCAAACACACCUGGGACCUGUACUCUGCAUUCUGCCUCAGAAGGUAUUUCGGGUUCCACGAAGAUGGCGAGCAGGUCGUUCGAGCCUAUGUCUGUGAGAAUGGACAUGUUUCGGGCGCUUGGACCGAUUGGUCCUUGUACACCUGAAUCGCCAUCUUCUUUCUCCUCUAUUUUCCUGAUUCAAUCAUCAUGAUUAUUCUCAAAUAUCCCCUUUUGAUUCAUACUUAGUGAUGAUUGGGUGCUAGUAGUAGUAGUAGUAAUCAUACUGGCUGGUUUUCUCAGUUCCAAGAAAACAUGGAUGAAUUGCUGAUGUUGUUGUAUCUAUGUAUGCAUAUUCUAUAUUUUUUAGGUUUGGUCUCAAGUCACUCUCAACAUUUGUUGUUUGAUUACCCCUUUGCCAUUGAUUUCUUUCAUAAUGUGAUCAUAUUUCUAUAAAUUAAUCUUUGUGUUUGUC